AUGCAAUUUAUUUCUCAGAUAUACAGUCUCUUUACGUGGAGAUUGGUGUACCGAGCGUCGAGUCACGGUUACUCGGCUGAGGCAUUCCACAGGCUGUGUGACGGAGUUGCUCCGACCUAUGUCAUUGUAACGGGAGCCCGCGGCGAGGUGUGUGGAGGCUUUAGUGACGUCCCUUGGGGCAAAACAAACACCAAGAGUCACUACAUCCCGUCUGAUCGUGCAUUCCUCUUCACACUUGCCAAUAAUCAGGAUCUGCCUCCAACAAAGUACAACAUUGUCAAGAAACCUUUCGCCAUCUGCUACCAUCCUGACUGUGGACCGAUAUUCGGAGCCGGGGCCGAUCUGUUGAUAGCUAGCAAUUGUAACACCAACAUGGACAGCUACUCCAACCUGCCUCACUCCUACGACGGAGACAAUGCGUCCAGCUCAGUGCUGAUGAGUGACUACAACUUUAGCGUGCUCGACUACGAGGUCUUCACACCCGUUGGCAAGUGACGUGUUGGUUGUGAAAGUUCUUGCCC
Macrosteles quadrilineatus (aster leafhopper) is the source of this 521-nucleotide messenger RNA. RefSeq lists its product as uncharacterized. The record is from RefSeq and is a predicted model, not a curated record. Lineage: Eukaryota; Metazoa; Arthropoda; Insecta; Hemiptera; Cicadellidae. The transcript has 4 exons. The coding region runs from base 1 to 495 and encodes 164 amino acids.